CUCGCAGCACAGCACCAUGACAAGCAACAAGCAUGAAGGUCUGAAGCUGAAGCGGGAGGUAGGGUUAAUUAGUGCGAUCUCUCUGGUCGCAGGCACUAUGAUAGGAUCGGGGAUCUUCAUGUCCCCUCAGUUUGUGAUGUCCAACAUUGGAAGCCCUGGAGCAAGCAUGAUCAUCUGGGCUGUGUGUGGCCUGGUGACUCUAUGUGUUGCGCUCACUUAUGCAGAGCUCGGUACCAUGUUCAGAGAGUCUGGAGGUGAAUUCAUCUACGUCCUGAGAAUCUACGGACCCUUACCUGCAUUCUUUGUGGCAUAUACGUUCACAAUUGUGGUGAAACCAGCAAGUAUUACAGCUGUAGCCUUGAGUUUAGCUCAGUAUGCUGUGGCUCCUUUUUAUCCAGGCUGCAUGCCACCUACAUUGGUGGUGAAAUGUUUAGCAGCAGCGUGCAUUUUAGUGGUGGCGACCAUCAAUAUGCUGAAUGUUCGCUUUGCCAUGACCAUUCAGGUUAUCUUCCUAGUGGCUAAAGUGGCGGGGUUGAUGGUGAUUGUUAUUGGUGGGAUCUUUACCAUGGCCCAAAAUGGCCUGGAAACCCUUGGAAAUCCAGACAUUGCCUUUGAGGGUACAACUUGGGGGAUCGGUACCAUUGGAAUGGCUUUGUAUCAGGGACUCUGGUCUUUUGCUGGAUGGGCUAAUUUAAACUUUGUUCUUGAAGAGGUGAAAAACCCAGAGGUAAAUCUCCCACGAGCAUUAAUGAUUGCCAUCCCAAUGGUAACGAUCGUCUACCUGCUGGUCAAUAUCAGUUAUUUGGCUGUAAUGACUCCUAGAGAGAUGAUGACGUCGAGUGCUGUAGCCGUUACAUGGGGCAAUAAGGUGCUGGGCAGCUGGGGAUGGGUGAUGUCUAUUGCAGCCGCAUUAUCUUCUUUUGGCACGCUGAACGGUUCGUUCUUCAGUGGAGGACGAAUUUGCUUUGUAGCUGCACGAGAGGGUCACAUGCCUAGCAUCCUGUCUAUGGCCCAUGUGUGUCGCCUCACACCCUCUCCAGCUCUUACGUUUACCAGCAUCAUUACCUUCAUUGUGCUCAUUCCUGGAGACUUCCAGGGAAUAAUCAACUUCUUUAGCUUUACAUCCUGGUUCUUCUAUGGAGUUACAAUAUCUGGACUACUCUAUCUAAAAAUCAAAAGGUCUGACCUUCCAAGUACAUACAAGGUUCCAAUUUUUAUCCCCAUCCUGGUAAUUCUGGUGGCUUUGUUUCUGGUUUUAGCUCCUAUUAUUGACGAUCCUCAGCUCGAGUACCUAUAUGUCACCCUCUUCAUCCUAAGUGGAGCUUUAAUUUAUUUUCCGUUCAUUCACUUCAGACUGUGUCCACACCUGCUGGACAAACUCACAGUGUUCCUGCAGCUCUUCCUGGAGGUGGCGCCAGCUAACAAAAAUGUAUAAAACCCCACAUCAGACUGACAGGCAGACUUUUUAGCCUCUUGUGCU
Molecule: messenger RNA, 1480 nt
Organism: Tachysurus vachellii
Lineage: Eukaryota; Metazoa; Chordata; Actinopteri; Siluriformes; Bagridae
Product: b(0,+)-type amino acid transporter 1-like
Exons: 6
Coding region: 17-1435 (472 amino acids)
Biological process (GO): amino acid transmembrane transport
Cellular component (GO): membrane
Molecular function (GO): L-amino acid transmembrane transporter activity
Source: RefSeq, a predicted model, not a curated record